AUGAAGACCGCCUUUGUCACGAUGGCCCUCGCCGCGACGUCGGCGGCGGCGAUGCAGCUCAGCAACGACGAGCGCGCCACGCUCGCCACCGAAGUGUUGGCGUGGAAGGCGACGGAAGCCGGCAAAGUCGCGAUCGAGCAAGGCCUGGCCAAGCCCAGCAGCAACCAAGAGUCUCUGGACGUGUCGGAUGACGAGAUCGUCCGCUUCGCGGCCACCAAGAAGAUCGUGGACCAGCUCAACAUCGACCACCCCGAGGCGCGCUUCUCGACCAACAACCCGUUCGUGCUCUUGACGGAGAAGGAGUUUGCCGAGUACGUCAAGGGGUCGUUCGCUCGUGGUCAGCCCGAGCGCCGCUUGCGCGCCGACACGGUCGCCCGCGACUUGACGAUCGAGCAGGCCGAAGCGGCUGGCAUCGACUGGAGCGCCGACAAGUGCAACCCGUCCGUGAAGAACCAGGGCAACUGCGGGUCGUGCUGGACGUUCUCGUCGGUGGCCGUGGCCGAGCAGGCGCACUGUCUCGCGACGGGGUCGCUCCUCGACCUCUCGGAGCAGCAACUCGUGAGCUGCGACUCGAGCUCGGGCGAAGGCUGCCAGGGCGGCUGGCCUUGGAAGGCGCUCGACUACAUCUCGGCCAACGGCAUCUGCACCGAAGCCGACUACCCGUACACGUCGGGGUCGACGGGCCAGAACGGCCAGUGCAAGACGUCGUGCCGCAAGACCAAGCUCAGCAUCGGUUGGAGUCUGCAAAGCAGUUGGUGA
Molecule: messenger RNA, 759 nt
Organism: Saprolegnia diclina VS20
Lineage: Eukaryota; Oomycota; Saprolegniomycetes; Saprolegniales; Saprolegniaceae
Exons: 2
Coding region: 1-759 (252 amino acids)
Cellular component (GO): lysosome
Molecular function (GO): cysteine-type endopeptidase activity
Source: RefSeq, a predicted model, not a curated record